UCCCGCCCCAGGAGAAUAAAUGUGAGGCGUCUGCUUCGAGCCCCAGAACUGAAACCGGAUCUCCUGACACCAUGUUCUGCUCCGGACUCGGCGCCAAACUGUUGCUGGCAGCAGCAGGUUUGCUGAUGGCUGCAGGCUUUUCUGGAGCCUCUGAAUACACUGUGACCGCGCUGUCCACACACAGAGUGAUCGCCUGUGAUUACAUCCAGCGCCUGAGCUGUGACAGCGGAGUGAUCAGUGUGCAGGCCGCUCUGUAUGGACGUACAGACCGUCAGACCUGCAGCGAGGGCCGGCCUCCGCAGCAGCUGAGCGACACACAGUGCUCCCCGCAGGACGCCGUGGACGUCCUCAGGACGAGCUGUGAUGGCAGGAAGGUGUGUGAACUGACCGCAAACGACGUGCGUACUUCCGAUCCCUGCUUGGGCAUCCACAAAUACCUGGACACCACCUACAACUGCGUCCCAGCGAGCCACAGCGUCACGUGUGAGCACUCUGUGGAACACCUGCAGUGUGGUGAAGGCCAGGUUAUAUUCGUCAUCGGUGCCAAUUACGGACGCCAUGACAGCAGCACGUGCUUUUACCAGCGUCCUGCCUCUCAGCUCCAAAACGUCCACUGCUCGAGGCCCACCAGCAAAGUUGCUGAGAGCUGUAACGGGAAAAGAAGCUGUGCUAUCAAAGCUAGCAACUCUGUGUUUGGAGACCCGUGUGUGGGCACUUACAAGUACCUGGAGGUGGCCUACAGGUGUCAGUAUCCUGUGACGGAGCCACUGGAAAACUAAAACCACAACAUUUGUGCUUUGAAUGAAAAUCUAAAUCGAAGACGUAACGUAGGAAGUAAUCAAGAAACCUAUGAAACCAAUCAAAAUCCUGCACUAUGUGGCCAAAAGUAUGUGGACACCUCAAAAUUCACAUCAUGUGAUCAUUGAUGUUCAUGUGACGUCGACGAUCACAUGACUGAGCUCCAGGUGUCCCGGUGCCAAAGAGGACUUGAAGAUGUCCACAUACAUUUAGCCACAGAUACGUUUUCCUGUUUGAUUUCAUUUUAUUCAGAUGUGGUUUCUCUCUUCAUUGUGCUACAAAUAAACUCACCUUGCAUUGC
Molecule: messenger RNA, 1099 nt
Organism: Chelmon rostratus (copperband butterflyfish)
Lineage: Eukaryota; Metazoa; Chordata; Actinopteri; Chaetodontiformes; Chaetodontidae
Product: L-rhamnose-binding lectin SML-like
Exons: 9
Coding region: 72-779 (235 amino acids)
Molecular function (GO): carbohydrate binding
Source: RefSeq, a predicted model, not a curated record